This is a messenger RNA of Trifolium pratense (red clover), 1173 nucleotides long. Its product is annotated as short-chain dehydrogenase TIC 32, chloroplastic-like. The record is from RefSeq and is a predicted model, not a curated record. Lineage: Eukaryota; Viridiplantae; Streptophyta; Magnoliopsida; Fabales; Fabaceae. The transcript has 8 exons. The coding region runs from base 161 to 934 and encodes 257 amino acids.
UGCUCUUAGAAUCACUGCAAGAAGGCGAGUAACGUGCGUGACUACUCAAAAGCUUGAAUUUGAAGCUUUACAAAAUUCAUGGCGACAUCACAUUGGGGCUACUAGUGGUAUUGGUAUUGAGACUGCCCGUGUACUUGCAUUACGCGGUGUCCAUGUAGUUAUGGGGGUCAGGAAUAUGGAAGCUGGUAAGGAGAUCAAGGAAACCAUAUUAAGAAAUAAUUCAACUGCAAAAAUCGACAUGAUGGAGCUGGACCUAAGCUCAAUGGAAUCUGUGAGAAAAUUCACGUCACAGUUUAACUCUCGUAGUCUUCCUUUGAAUAUACUUAUAAAUAAUGCAGGAAUCAUGGCAACACCAUUCAAGCUUUCCAAAGACAAUAUAGAAUUACAAUUUGCAACAAGCCAUAUAGGUCAUUUUCUUUUGACAAACUUACUGUUGGAAACAAUGAAACAAACUGCCAUUAAACAGAAGAAAGAAGGAAGGAUUGUAAAUGUUGCAUCAAGACGUCAUAAAUUAUCAUAUUCUGAAGGGAUUAGAUUCGAUAAGAUUAAUGAUGAAUCAGGGUAUAACAGUUUGUCUGCCUAUGGACAGUCAAAGCUUGCCAAUGUUUUGCAUGCUAAUGAACUUGCAAGAUAUCUAAAGGAGGAGGGCACAAUGAUUACUGCAAACUCACUGAACCCAGGAGCGAUUGCCACCAAUCUAUUUCGUUAUCACAGUUUAAUCGAUGGAUUUGUUGGUCUAAUUGGUAGAUACGCAAUGAAAAGUAUACAACAGGGAGCAGCAACCACAUGUUAUGUCGCAUUGCAUCCACAAGUUAAAGGGCUGAGCGGUUGCUACUUUGUGGACUGUAAUUUAGCUGAAACAAGUUCACAAGCAGGUGAUCAAGAGCUUGCAAGGAAACUAUGGGAGUAUAGCUCAAAUUUGAUUAAAACUUGAUAUUAUCACUCCUAAGUUGUAAGCACUAUUUUUUUUUUUUUGAAUCGGUAAAAUUUAUUAAAGCUUCCUCCAUAACAAGAAGUACAUGAGCAGCCAAAGCAGUACAAAAACAAAAUAAUCCACUAGCACAUCCAACAAGGACUGCUACAAAGAUCCAAAAGAAAGAAAAAACCCCACUAACAUAGGAACAACAAAAGUUGUAAGCACUAUUAUAUAGUGAUAAUUUUAAACUUAUUGUA